Guillardia theta CCMP2712 is the source of this 1716-nucleotide messenger RNA. RefSeq lists its product as hypothetical. NCBI's taxonomy places the organism in Eukaryota, Cryptophyceae, Pyrenomonadales, Geminigeraceae. The record is from RefSeq and is a predicted model, not a curated record. The transcript has 7 exons. The coding region runs from base 1 to 1716 and encodes 571 amino acids.
AUGCAUUUACCAAAUCCCCCUCCUCUUGUGUUGAUGAAACCUGAGCUCGUGUUCUCAACCGAGCUGGAAACAAUCAAGGCCGCAAAUUUUGGGGACAGCAGCAGCAGGACAUCGCACAAUCACGCGAGCGAUUUCCACGAGGAGGGAGACGUGUUGAAGUGGAUCUGCCUCCACACCAAGUUCGUCCAUGCAGAGAUCUGGAAUGUUGGACCUGCCGAUCAUCCCAGCGGCAAUGGCGUGACAGGGCCGAACGACUUGGCUGGGGAUGAUCGCGAGUCAGUCGCGGCUUCUAGCGUGCGAGAUCGUUCGCAUCAUUCGCUUGCUCGGGAGUCAUCAGAGCGCUCGGUUGAGAUGUCGAUCGACGAGGAGUUUGAACGAGCUCUGUCGGCUGAUGGACAUCCUCACUUGAGGAGUGAAGAUGGCAACGUGCACGACGGGGAGUCGCAUGCUCAGAACUCGCGAGGUCCGAUGAUGCAUCUGUUUCACCACAAGGCCAAGGGAGCCCACCACUGCUGCUUCUCUGGUGUCUCUUUCACAAAGCCCUCCUCGAGCCAUGCUUGGACCCGCCAUGCUCCUUGCGGCCUCAGCGAGAGUGAAACAGUGCUGGUCGAGCUUGAACGGGUGAGGAGGGAAGCUAGCUUCCGCUGCGGGCAGUCGCUUCCUGGAUCGAUUUGGCUUCAGGGCCAUCAAGACUGGAACAUCUUCAAUCAGAUGAUGGAGGACCCGGAGACCCCCAAGGAUCCUCUCACUGAGCUGUCUGGGAAGCUCUUCCUCGCUUACCUCGGCCUCCCCAUCUUCGAUGCGGCUAACACUAAGCGCAUCGUUGGGGUCCUCAUGCUCUACCUGCCCCACGAGCCCACCAGCGGCGAGCGCACUCACAACGAGGAGAUCGCGCACGUCGCUCGCUCUUACCUGGACGUCAAGCACAACCCAGACGUUAUCAAGUGCAUGAAACACAGCGCGGGGAUGAUCAGCCAUAUGCGGGCAUACUUCCAGCGCAGGGACCGAUUCAACUACUAUGCCUACAAGAUCGCAAGAGCCAAGACAGAUAAGCCAGUGGGGGGGAUAAGCGUCUUAGAGGAGGAGGAAACCUUCACGAACCUGUCGGCUGAGCCCUCGGCCCUAGAGGAGAAGCAGAAGAUUCGAAGCUUCUUCUCCGAAUACUGGCGGAAAUGGAAGGGGGCGGAAGGGAAGCCACCGCCUCGGAUGGACGUCAAGGGCAUGGCUGUGACGUUUGUUGGCGCCUUCAUCGGGCUCCUCGCAGUCUCCUACUCCGCCUGGGCCUGCGGUCCUGUCGGUAACGAGACUUACUACGCCAUCAUGCUGGGCUCGUACGGGGCACUCGCGACUCUUAUCUUCGCGGCCCCGAGCUCUCCCUUCGCGCAACCUCGCAUGGUGAUCGGCUCGCACAUCAUCGCAUGCAGCAUCGCUGUGAUCGUCAACUACCUCACGGACCCCAAGUACGUUGCCUUCUUCCCCCAGCCUGUCAGUGACGCCCUCGUACCUGCCCUGGUGAUCACCGCCAUGGCUGGCUCCGGCCUCACGCAUCCCCCGGCAGCCGCAUGUUCCAUCAUCUACAUCAGUGCUGGACCUCAAAUCCGAGAAUUGGGCUGGGCGUAUCUGAUCCCCUCCCUUCUUGGAUGCGUCAUCCUCGUUUUCACAGCCCUCAUCGUCAACAAUCUUGCUCCCUUCCGCUCCUACCCUCUCUUCUGGUAG